AUGACUUCACACUCUCUGAAUCUCGAUGAAGAUGACAUUCGCGCUAUCCAGCGUACCUUGGCAUUCUCUGCCGAGAGAAAGAAUCAGGUCGCAAGAGAACAUGCAAUUUUCAAAGGGAUCGAGCACACUACAGGAACUGGAACAAGCACAGCGUCUGUCACUGAUAUCGAUUGGGAUAUCAAUACCCUCAGCCAGCACACAUCCAGUCGAGACUUUCCUCCUGGACUGGCCGAGGACGAGUUCAAUGUCUUUCAAUACUCCGGCGCAAUUCUGUUCAUCGCAGCGACCCACUCGAUCACUCUCCCGAUCACGCAUUCUCAACUAGCUGAUGUCAUCCUCAUGUACUAUUUUCACACAGCCGGAUACUCUGCAGGUGAGUACAUUGCCGGUCAAGAACUUCUCAAAAGCAAAUACAAAACAAGCCUGAUAACUAACUACACCAGAUAUGCCUGGCCUGGAUACACAGAAUUUUCGUCAAAGGUGCGUGAAUCAUUUAUGGAAAGAUUGAGGACUGAAAAUUAUAACUGCUUUGAUGAUUUGUUCAAAAUUUAUGAGGGACAUCGUGCAACAUCAUCAUCUAAGGCGGACUCGGGAUCAGAAAGCAACGAACCUGGACCUUCGCAUGCCAAACCAUCUGUCAGAGAUGCACAUGAGGCAAUGCCAUUUCAAGAAUCUACAAACAAAGAAGUGACGCAGCUUGAACGCGACUUAAUCAGACUCAUUAAAGAGUACUUCGCAGCAAAACAACUGGUCUCUAUCGGAGUGGCAUUUGGUUAUCUUCUUGUCAGACCUGUGGCGAAAUCAACGGAACACGCAAUCAUAAAAGGAAAGGGAUUCGGCAAAUUGCCCACACGUUAUGGUUUGGACAUGAAUCCGAGCAUAACCUUCAACUUCGCAGCACAAGCCAUUGAGGCUAUCCGCAUCAACAUGACAGCUUAUGCAUCCACUGUUGCCACUUAUCUUCAAAGCUUGAUUGAGUUCAUGGACACUCCGGAAGUAGCCACAAGCGUGCCCGAGAGAUGUAAAAUUCAGAUCAAAGCCCUAACAGAAAUCAGACUAGCAUUUUUUUGGAAUGGUGCUAGGAUUAAGUGUGGCCGAGAAGCUCAAGAUAACAGCGGAUCUGCGGGCUUGAUCGUUGUUGAUGAAAUUGACUCGGAAAUGGCCAAAGUGCUUAAACGUCGAUUGAUGGAGAAAAGGAAAGCUCCAUCUGAGAAGUACACCGGCCUUGUCUCAUCUCGGGUCCCAAUCGUUCCUCAUGUACAAGAACCUGGCACAAGCGCUUUCAGCUCUCCUGCUACAGUUAGUGUCGAAGCAUUCAAGAACCUAUCAGGAAUCAGGAAAUAG
Molecule: messenger RNA, 1344 nt
Organism: Haemonchus placei
Lineage: Eukaryota; Metazoa; Nematoda; Chromadorea; Rhabditida; Trichostrongylidae
Source: the annotation of a GenBank genome assembly